Molecule: messenger RNA, 1400 nt
Organism: Rosa chinensis
Lineage: Eukaryota; Viridiplantae; Streptophyta; Magnoliopsida; Rosales; Rosaceae
Exons: 7
Coding region: 425-1096 (223 amino acids)
Biological process (GO): tRNA 3'-terminal CCA addition
Molecular function (GO): ATP:3'-cytidine-cytidine-tRNA adenylyltransferase activity
Source: RefSeq, a predicted model, not a curated record
CAUUCACCAUUUCCCAUAUAUCUGUGCUCACUUGCUCUCCCUCUCUCUUUUUCACCUUCAGUGACAUAAUCCCCUUUAAUCCUUAUGAUCAAUUUCUCUCAGUCCUUGUUCAAAUCUGAUCACAAUUAAUGGAGUCAACGUCGUCCUUCUCCUUGCUUUCCAUCUUUGAGAAGAAGACCACCCAAAUCGAUCUCUACCGCCAUCUCCUAAAUACUCUCCCCCUCUCUCUCAAAUCAUGUUCCUAUCUUAACCUAAAUUUCCCGAUUCUCUCUCUCUCUCUACCUUAGCCGUGCCUCAAACCCAUAUCUCAUCUCUCAAAGGAUUAAUUGUAAUUGGAAGGACCAAAGGAUGUAGAAAGGGGAUCUCGCUCCGUUCCUAGCAUCUGUCAAUCCCUACUGUCAGUUCGCUCUCUCCGGCUCCAAGGAUGGUGAGCUUCGUCUCCGGAAGAUGGAAGCCAUCACCGAAUCUUAGGUUUCUUAUUCAAUCCAAGAGAAACCCAAAGGAGGAGAAAUUAUGCAGUUCCGCGGCUCUCCUGGUAUUGCCAAACCCAAAGAUGACGAGGCUGCUUGAGACGGAGACCAGCCCAGUUGCUGGAAGCAUGUGGACGUGGCCGAGCGAUUGUGUUGCAUACUUGGAUUGUACUUGGAAUCUUAUUCAAUUAGUUGGGCACUCUACCUUCAAUGACGAACAAAGAAGGCUCUCCUUUUAUGCUGCAAUGUUCCUUCCACUUAGGAAGACCAUGUAUAAAGAUAGGAAAGCAAAAGAUGUUCCUGUCGUGAAUUAUUUUUUCAGAGACUCCCUUAAACAAAGAGACAGCAAUGCUGAAACUGUUAUUAAUUUACACAAUGCAUUGGAGAAGUUUGUGUCUUUGCUUCCUCACUUUGUACCAAAUGGGGAUGUAAAACUCGCCGAAGUUGAUUUGGGAAGAGAAUAUGUUGAUGUCCCUCUUACAUCAGAAGAAUCGAAACUCCGAGUGUUAACAGCGUUGUUUACACCUCAACAUGCAAUUACCUUGAACUCUUUUUCUGAGUCACUGAGCUUCUUAUUGUCAACCUUGCACUUUCAACUGUCCAGGGUUUCUUUUACGAGAAAUUAAAGAUUUUUGGCUCUAAGGAUGAAGGCACUGCAAAUCAAAAGAGGUAAAAAAACAGUGUCGAAACCAGCUGUUGAAAAGACUUAUGCACCACCUAAAUCUGCCUUCACCAAACAUGAUCAAUAGUAUGAGAUAUUAGUGUUUUUUGGGUUUCAUUUGCUGAUCAUGCCAACUGCUAUGGGUUAUUGAACUGAUGUUUACUACGUUUAGCUCCAUUAUGGAUGUAUGUAUAGCUGCAGUAACAGAUUAAUCAAAUAUUGGUAUUUUUUAUGAAUGGAUUCCAUAUUUGAUGAAUGCAUUGGGUAGU